AAUGGUGGUCGCAACAAGAAGGGCCGUGGCCACACCACCUUCAUGCGUUGCUCCAACUGUUCUCGCUGCGUCGCCAAGGAUAAGGCUAUCAAGCGAUUCACUGUGAGGAACAUGGUCGAGAGUGCCGCUGUGCGGGAUAUUAGUGAGGCUAGCGUUUACCCAGAAUACGCUAUUCCUAAGCUCUACAUUAAAAUCUGUUACUGUGUGUCGUGUGCUAUCCACUCCCACGUCGUCCGUGUGCGGUCUCGCGAGGGCCGUCGCAACCGUGCCCCUCCCCCACGAGUCCGGUGGAAGGAUGGCAAAAAGGUCAACCCGGCUGUCGCUGCUGCAGAGGAUGCAAAGGCGGCUGCUGCUGCGGGCAAGGCAUAA
Molecule: messenger RNA, 369 nt
Organism: Guyanagaster necrorhizus
Lineage: Eukaryota; Fungi; Basidiomycota; Agaricomycetes; Agaricales; Physalacriaceae
Product: ribosomal protein S26e
Exons: 3
Biological process (GO): translation
Cellular component (GO): cytosolic small ribosomal subunit; ribosome
Molecular function (GO): structural constituent of ribosome; mRNA binding
Source: RefSeq, a predicted model, not a curated record